CCUGGAGUCACUGGUCAUUGUCCUCUCUUCCUGCUCUUUCUUUCUUUCUUUCUUUCUUUCACACAGAGGGAGCGACAGAAAGAGAUGGCUCAGGCUGAGUCUUUAGGUCUCUCAUUAUUUAUCUUCUUUUCUGGCCUAUAUUAAUGAACCAAGAUCUGAACCUGAUCUUCUUCUUGGAAGAAGAUGGCAAAACAUUAUCUUCACUCAACUGCACUGCAAGACCCACAAUAUCAACCACCCCCUACAUUUCUUAAUGAUGCUCUCUACUGCUCGGAGGAGAAUUGGGAGGAAGAAAUUCGAGAGGGCUAUUUUCAGGAGGAAGAAGAUGAAGGAGAUAGCUAUUGCUGUAAUAAAAAUAAGAAACAAGAAUGUUCUGUAGUCUUUUUAGAACAAGACUUGUAUUGGGAAGACGAGGAGCUUUCCAGUUUGUUUUCCAAACAAGAGCAAAAUCAACUCUACAAUAAACUAGAAAACAACCCAUCUCUCGCUGAGGUUCGCUGUGAGGCUGUAUACUGGAUGCUUAAGGUCAAUGCACAAUACUCUUUCACUGCUCUGACAGCAAUUUUGGCCGUUAACUAUCUUGAUAGAUUCCUGUCUAGCUUCCAACUUCAGUCAGAGAAGCCAUGGAUGACACAACUCGCUGCCGUGGCUUGUCUUUCCCUUGCCGCCAAGAUGGAAGAGACCCAGGUGCCUCUUUUAUUGGACCUUCAGGUGGAGGACAGUAGGUAUGUGUUUGAGGCCAAAACCAUCCAGAGAAUGGAGAUCUUGGUGCUCUCUACACUUCAAUGGAGAAUGAAUCCUGUAACUCCAUUGUCAUUUCUUGAUUUCAUUUCUAGAAGGCUUGGCUUAAAGGACUAUCUCUGUUCGGAAUUUCUCCGGAGAUGUGAACGCAUAGUUCUUUCUAUCAUCACAGAUUCUAGGUGUAUGGCUUAUCUCCCUUCUGUGAUUGCUACUGCUACAAUGCUGCAUGUAAUUAAUGGUGUAGAACCGUGUCUUGGAGCUGAAUACGAAAGCCAGCUAUUGGGUAUUCUUGGAAUCGACAAGGACAAGGUGGAUGAUUGCAGUCAGCUCAUAAUGGAAAUGGCAUUAAGAGACCCUGUCAGCCAAUCAAACAAACGCAAGUUUAGUUCCAUUCCAGGCAGCCCAAACGGCGUAAUGGAUGUGUCGUUUAGCUCGGAUAGCUCAAACGAUUCUUGGGCAAUGGCACCAUCUGUGUCUUCUUCACCAGAGCCUCUGACCAAGAAGAUCAGGGCACUGCAGAGUUUAAAUCAUGCAACUGCAGAUUUUCUGAGCAUUCCUCGCUAAUCGCUAAUUAUUUCCCACUUUUUUUUUCCACAAUGGACUAGCUUUGUAUGGUUAAUAAUUAUUAUGCGCUUUUUGAUCAUGUGGCAAGUUAAAUUGCCUUCCAUCUCUGCUUCACUCCACUCCCAUAAUCAAAAUAUGAAACUGAACCACUCUUUUGAGAAGUGGGAUCUGGAAGCAGAGAUAGUUGGCAUUUUAUCCGGAAGUAAAGACCAUAAAAAGUAAGAACAAAGCAAUGGAGAGUCCUUGCAGUUAUGA
This is a messenger RNA of Hevea brasiliensis (rubber tree), 1560 nucleotides long. RefSeq names its product cyclin-D3-1. The transcript has 4 exons. Bases 184 to 1305 code for a protein of 373 amino acids. Gene Ontology annotation, cellular component: cytoplasm; cyclin-dependent protein kinase holoenzyme complex; nucleus. The record is from RefSeq and is a predicted model, not a curated record. Gene Ontology annotation, biological process: mitotic cell cycle phase transition; regulation of cyclin-dependent protein serine/threonine kinase activity. Gene Ontology annotation, molecular function: cyclin-dependent protein serine/threonine kinase regulator activity. NCBI's taxonomy places the organism in Eukaryota, Viridiplantae, Streptophyta, Magnoliopsida, Malpighiales, Euphorbiaceae.